Molecule: messenger RNA, 3975 nt
Organism: Gigantopelta aegis
Lineage: Eukaryota; Metazoa; Mollusca; Gastropoda; Neomphalida; Peltospiridae
Product: mitoguardin-like
Exons: 13
Coding region: 134-1687 (517 amino acids)
Biological process (GO): mitochondrial fusion
Source: RefSeq, a predicted model, not a curated record
AAAAAUGUAUGUUUUGAUGUUUCAAAAAGUUUAAUCAUCAGUAAGAAAUAAUGUAAACAACAAAGUAAAUUACUGUAACAGUUAAGUUCAAGUAUUCCUGUAUGAAGAGGACAAAACGUUUUAGUAAUACAUCAUGUUUAAAAGCCUGCUUGAGCUGCAUCGUAGGUUACCUCCCCUACCUCAGGUCCAGCUGUCACAACCUGUCAAACUCACGGCUUUCACUGUGUCGCUCGGUUUUGCUCUGAUUGGGAUUCUUGCUGUGUUUUUUCGUCGAAGGAAAGGACGCCCUGUGAAAAGACCGCCAAAACCUGCUGGUAAACAGAAGACUAGUUCAGUCAACUACCAGCGACUGACAAAGGUUUCAAGUCCUAAUGGAGACGUUAGACCACGCAGUCACUGCAGUGAUAUUAGUGACAUCCGCAAUCUGAUACAACAGCGAUCACUGUCAUCUUCCCUGACCAGCCUGGGGGCAGCAUCAAGUUCCACUGUGACACACCCUCUUGUUGAUACCUCCAAGAUGACUCCAGUUCAGCUGUGUGAUCAAGGUAUGGAGAGUCUGGCCCAUGCGGUAUCCUACUGGGAGGAAGGGAUUAUGAAGCUCACAUACCUCAAUGAUGAGAAUGAUCAGCCGUACCUAGCAAUACCAGAUACUGACACAGCUGCCUUACAGCACCGCCUUGAACACCUGCUGGACCUUGCGUACCGCAUGCAAGACAACUACGAGAGAGAGUACGAGAAAUAUGGCGACCAGGUGGCGCUCGAGUCCGCGCUCUCGGCAUUUGCCGAAAUGGAUCGACUUCUCGAACGAAGGAGUCUGGACGACUCAUCUAGUGACCAUGAGUCAUACGUGUCUGCUGCAGACUUGGCCCACCUAGCAGACCUGGAGAGUCAGAAGGAGAUGUUGAAGUAUUUUCCCCUGUAUGAGGCUGGCUUGAUGGAGCUCAAGCACAGUAAUGUGCCCUUCCGGUUUCUCAGAACUGAAAUGGCUGAAUGUCUUUCUGAUACAGAGUUUUUAGCCAAGUUAUUUGGAGUGCGUUUAGCAUUUGAUACUUUACUUCAGAGUACAGAAAAGCGGAACUGGUUUUCAUCCAUGGGUAGAAAAUUACUUUCCGAUAUGCUGAUCCAAGCCGACAAGGAUCCUGAAGACUUUUAUGUGGCGUAUGACAAGUGUAUUGAUUUUGUGGCCGAUGCCGACAACUGGGUCAAAAUAGAGGAAGAGCUGAAAGGGAGAGGGGUAAAAGUAAUGUCUUUUUAUGACAUUGUUUUGGAUUUCAUCAUGAUGGAUGCGUUUGAUGAUUUAGAGAAUCCCCCGCGGUCAGUGACCGCCGUGGUACAGAACAGGUGGCUGUCCAAUGGCUUUAAAGAAACGGCAUUGGCAACAGCUGUUUGGUCAGUAAUUAAGGCAAAGAGGAGAAUGUUGAAGUAUUCCGAUGGGUUCAUUUCUCACUUCUACGGUAUCACAGAACACAUCACACCAGUUUUGGCCUGGGGAUUCUUGGGACCAGAUUCCGAUGUCAAACAGCUGUGCCACUUUUUCAGAGGUUUGAUAGUGGGAUUUAUUAGUGAUAUCUUCAGUUUCGAAUGUUCGAGAUACACGACUGUUGAAGCUCUUGCAGAAGACAUUUUGAAGAAUGCCAAAGUUAAGAGCAAAAUUGCGUCCCAGAGACUUUCUCCAUCUUUAUUAUAGUGUGAAAUUGUGUUGUGGUUUUUUUCAUGUGAUACCAAUACCUCAUGAGUUGUGUCAUGAUGGCACAGUGGUUUUCCUUUGAUGCACAGACAAUGUGGAGUAUUGACAGUCAAGAAAAAAAAGAAGAUUUUAUGCACAUAAUCAAAUUGCAUUUUAAAUCAAGAUUUAACAAUUUAAGAAGAAAAUAUUUGGAACUAGAAAAUGAGCCUGGAUAGAAUUGCUUAACAGAAACAGAUUUUCAGUCUUGUGAAAAGAUAAAAAAAGUUUUUUUUUUUAAAUCAGUUAAUGGAACAGAUGCAGAAAUGAACUGGAAUUGAAUGUUACCCCAGCUUUCUUGUUAUUCUCAUUGUAAAUCAUUUUGUUAAUUUAUUCUUAAUGAAUUUCAUUAUAGUUAAUAUAUACUCACAUUUCAUACAGUAUAAUACUAAUAUUAUGCUUAGGGAUCUUUUUUCAGUUUCCAGCUCAACACACUUGUUUUUAUUUCACACACAACAUGUUUAUCGAGAUAUUACUUGUAUAAUAUACCAAUGUGAAACUAUUCAGUUUCAUUUAAGUUAUCACUUUACCAUCCAACUUUAUGUUAGACAAGGACCCUUACUUUAAAAAAAACCUAACUCCAGACUGUCCCUUACUUAUAAGACUAAGUCCAGACUUAACACUAGUCAAGUCUUCCUACUACUGCUAUUGAAAAACGCAAUAAACUCCAGACUGUCCCUUACUUAUAAGACUAAGUCCAGACUUAACACUAGUCAAGUCUUCCUACUACUGCUAUUGAAAAACGCAAUAAAAUCCAGACUGUCCCUUACUUAUAAGACUAAGUCCAGACUUAACACUAGUCAAGUCUUCCUACUACUGCUAUUGAAAAACGCAAUAAACUCCAGACUGCCCCUUACUUAAAAGACUAAGUCCAGACUUAACACUAGUCAAGUCUUCCUACUACUGCUAUUGAAAAACGCAAUAAAAUCCAGACUGUCCCUUACUUAUAAGACUAAGUCCAGACUUAACACUAGUCAAGUCUUCCUACUACUGCUAUUGAAAAACGCAAUAAACUCCAGACUGUCCCUUACUUAUAAGACUAAGUCCAGACUUAACACUAGUCAAGUCUUCCUACUACUGCUAUUGAAAAACGCAAUAAAAUCCAGACUGUCCCUUACUUAUAAGACUAAGUCCAGACUUAACACUAGUCAAGUCUUCCUAUUACUGCUAUUGAAAAACGCAAUAAACUCCAGACUGCCCCUUACUUAUAAGACUAAGUCCAGACUUAACACUAGUCAAGUCUUCCUACUACUGCUAUUGAAAAACGCAAUAAAAUCCAGACUGUCCCUUACUUAUAAGACUAAGUCCAGACUUAACACUAGUCAAGUCUUCCUACUACUACUACAACUACCAUUACUACUACUAUUACUACUACUACUACUACUACACAAUUUAAAUCUGUUGAAAUAAUUGAUAUGGACACCAUUUUUUCAAUAUACUCCAUCCUGACCUCUGACCUUGUGCAUUUCCCCCCUUUUCCAACUUACACCCCGAACAUUCAAAGCCGAAAUCUGUUGAAAUAAUUGAUAUGGACACCCUUUGUUUGUCACUUAGAUUUGAUGAGGUGUAUGCACGUAGCUGCCUGUAGAUGUAGGCCUGUGAUUCAAACUUCCGUUUUUACACCACGUGUCAAAAUAAACAUGUAUUGGAUACCAAAUAGCUAUAGUUUAAAGAGUGUUGAGACUUUGUUAAACUAGAAGUUUUAUGUCUUUAGUUGUUGAUAAUUGUGACCAGUAGUGCUUGAUGUGUGUUCCUCUGUGUUUGAGUGAUGUCUCAGUGCACUACUCACAAGUAAAUAAGAGUAUUUUUUAUAUAUUAUAUUGACAUAUUUUACUUGUAAAUAUUAUGUUAUUUAACAGUAAUGUAAAAUGUUUAACAUGUAAAUGAUUUCAUGUUUGAUGUACACGUGAUGAUUAAAUACACAUGUAUGUACAUUUUGUUAAUGGUAUAAAAUUGUUUCAUCCUUUCAUCUAUAGUGUUAACAAUCAAACAGACUACUUUAUGUCACAAAACCUAGAUAAUCAACUAAGCCUAAACAAAAUAAUGUUUUCAGAAACCCUACCCUACAUGAAAAAAAAUCUAGAGCCGGCCUUAAAGGCAUACUUUCACACAUUUAAGGACCAUAUUUCUCUGAAAAUGAAUAAAAAAAAUCAAAAUUACAUUAACUUUUACAGACCAAAUCUAGCUAUUGCAUCACUUUUAACUGCACCAUGAUGGAGUGAAAUCCAUGUCAACCCUCUCAGCAAUGUUUU